This is a messenger RNA of Camellia sinensis, 1496 nucleotides long. The record is from RefSeq and is a predicted model, not a curated record. Lineage: Eukaryota; Viridiplantae; Streptophyta; Magnoliopsida; Ericales; Theaceae.
CUCGCUUCUAGGGUUUUCAACCUCCUCUCCCCGAUUGGUGUCUUGAUGUCUUCGAUUUCGGCCGUCGAUCGUCUUUCGUUGAUGAAGUACGUGUUUCCGAUCGAGCGAUUGCCUGAGUGGGUUAGGUUUUUGCUUCAGAGCGAGCGAGAUUGCCGGGUUUUGGCCGAUUUCUGUCCCUUGUUUAAAGGUAGGAUCAAGGAAGAUUCAAUUAAGGGUUCGUUUCAAGUUCAAUUGAAUGUGUUUGAGUAUUACUUUUUCUGGUUUGCUUAUUACCCUGUAUGCAGAGGAAAUAAUGAGAAUUCUGAUACCGUGAGGGUUCGGAGGAGUCGAAAGUUUCGAUUGGAGAAUUGGGCUUCUUCAUUUCCUGGAUUAUCGACCAAUAAGCGUGGUGGCUCAGAGCAGAAAGUUGAGUGUGGUUUGUAUUUACGCCUUCUUUAUUCUUAUCUUCGUGCAUUUGUGCCAAUUUCUGUUAAUACACACCAACCUUAUCGUAGCUCGCUUCUACAUUACAAUUCGAGCUAUGAUAAUUCUGUUGUCGAUCAAGCCGAGUUCAUUGUUAAUGCCCUGAAACACUUUUGGUUAGUCGAUAACGAUUUCUCACCCGUACCUGUGAAUGUAUGCAAAUCGUUCGGAGGGUCGUUUCCUUUUCGUUCGGUUCUUGGCGAGACUCCGCCCACUUCUGGGUUGGGAGAGGUAGUCAAUUUGUUUGUUAAGUAUCUGAAUUUGAGUUCAGUUGCGCUUACUGAAGUGUCUGAUCAGGUUGAAUGUAGUGAGAGUCCUAGGUGGAGGGUAUUGGGAUCUUCUGAUGUUUUCAAGUCGAGGAAUGCUAUGUCAGCAACUUCUGGUGUGGAUUCUAUUGGUUGCUGGAACUCAUGGAUUCAGAGGCCAUUGUACCGGUUCAUAUUGAGGACUUUUUUGUUUUGCCCUGUGGAGACUUCUAUCAAGAAUGCAUCUCAGGUGUUCUCUGUUUGGAUUAGUUAUAUGGAGCCUUGGACAAUCAGCUUGGAAGAUUUUAAGGAGCUAGAGGCAGAUGUUGGUACAUUAGCUAAAAAUACGACAAAGGUGAAUCCCCAAUAUUCAUCUUCAUGGCAGGCCUUUGUAUUGUCCAAUUAUCUGUUCUACAGUUCCUUGGUUAUGCAUUUUUUUGGAUUCGCACACAAGUUCCUUCACACAGAUCCAGAAGUAAUCGUGCAAAUGGUAUCAAAGGUUUGUUUCUCACUAGCAAUUCUUUUAAUUACAUAUUGUUAUGAUUUGAAUCACUAUGCAUAUAUUAAUGUUGCUUUAUGAAGGGAAUAGAGAAUAUAUGCUUAAAUUUUUUUGCGGGGCCUUUAUCUUGGACUUUUGAACUGAGAAUUUUGGCUCAAAACUUAGAAGAUUGUGGGUAACGAAUUCAGACUAGUAGUCUCAUGUAUGAUAUAUUGCAGCUGUUAAAAAGUGCAAAGACUGUUACCCGCUUUAUUUCUUGCUGAAUAAGCUGUUGGGUGGUAAAUUCCCAA